AUGGAACCAGACGCCGAAGAACAAUUUUCAAGUCAAAAUGAUGAUUCCCGUGAGGAUUUGGAAAGUGAAUGUGCACCAAGCAAUAUGAUUGUUAAUUACAGUAUAAACGGUGUACAGGAUAUGGGCGGAGUAGAUUUUAAGAAUAUGACAACAACUGAUAUCAUGAUGUAUGAUUUUCCUAACCUUGAGGUGGCUUUUACAUUCUACAACUGGUAUGCUCGAAUGCAUGGAUUUUGUAGCCGCAAAAGCAAGAAGAAAAAAAACGCAAAUAAAGAGGAUGUCCGACAGGAGUUUGUGUGUUACAGGCAAGGGUUUAGAGAAGACAGAUUUAAGGACAACAAGAUCCGUCAGCGUGAAGCAAAGCCAAUUACAAGAUGCGGUUGUAAAGCAAAGUGUGUUGUGAGUGUUAAUCGAAUCACUCAGCGUUGGUCCAUAAGGUCUAUUAAUGAUGUGCAUAAUCACCCGGCUGUUAAAGAACUAUUUAUUGGGUUUCUACCAGGUCACAGGGGAAUGGAUGAUGAUGACAUAAUUCAAAUGAAUCACUAUAAGAAUUCGGGUAUCCGGACCUCUCAAAUAUUUGGAACAUUUGCUAAUCAGGUUGGAGGGUAUGAGAAUGUCACUUUCUCACAAAAAGACAUGUAUAAUGUAGUAGACAAGGAUAGGCGUUCUAAAGGUACUGACUCAAGAGCUGCAUUAGCAUAUUUGCGUUCAUUGAAGAGUUCUGACCCAGCAAUGUACUGGAAGCAUACAGUUGAUAAGGAAGGAAGGUUGCAACACUUAUUUUGGUCUGAUGGUAGGUGUCAAAUGGAUUACAACAUAUUUGGUGAUGUUUUGGCCUUUGAUGCAACAUACAAGAGGAAUCGUUAUUUGUGUCCUAUAGUUAUAUUUUCUGGGGUAAAUCACCACAACCAAACUACAGUAUUUGCCAGUGCUAUUGUUGCCAAUGAGAUUGAGGAAACAUAUGUUUGGUUGCUUGAAUGUUUGUUGGAAGCAAUGAAGGGCAAGAUGCCAAAAUCUGUGAUAACGGAUGGUGACUUAGCCAUGAAGAAUGCAAUAAGAAAGGUGUUUCCUGAUGUCCACCAUAGAUUAUGCGCUUGGCACCUUAUAAGGAAUGCAACCUCCAAUGUGAAGAGCAACAGAUUCACGCAUUUGUUCAGAAAAUUAAUGUUGUGUGAUUAUGAGAUUGUUGACUUUGAAAGAAAAUGGAAUGACAUGGUUAUCGAGUGUGGAGUUCAUGAUAAUAAUUGGGUUUUAGAUAUGUAUCAAAAGAAGGAGAUGUGGGCUGCAGCACACAUUCGAGGUAAGUUUUUUGGAGGCUUUAGAACUACUUCCCGCUGUGAGGGGCUUCAUUCUAAAAUGGGUAAAUUUGUAAACUACCGCAAUAACUUAACUGAGUUCUUGCAACAUUUCAACCAAUGCAUAGAACAUUUGAGGUACAAAGAGCUUGAAGCUGACUAUCUAUCGAUGCAUGGUGACCGAAUGGUGCAAACUGAAUUCCAUUUACUUGAGACAAAUGCAUCUAAAGUUUACACAAAAAACGUUUUCUUUCUAUUUCGCUCUAUCAUGCGAAAAUCAUGUGCUGUCAAAGUUGUUGGUUGCAAACAAACAGCUUCCUGUUUCAUAUAUAUUGUCAACAAAUAUUGUAGAUCUGAUUGUGAAUGGCACGUGUCUUAUUGGCCUAUUAGUAUGGAACUAAAAUGUUCAUGUCUUAGGAUGGAAUCUAUUGGUAUCCCUUGUGAUCAUAUUAUAUGUGUCAUGGUUUAUAUGAAUAUGGUAGAAAUUCCAUCAGCUUUGGUGUUAGACAGAUGGACAAAGAAUGCUAAGGACUCGGUAAAUUACACAAGCCAAGGACAAUCAGGUGGAUGGGAUUCGAUGUCAGUUUGUCGCUACAAAUCUUUAAAUCACAGAUGUAGGGAAAUCAACAAUUUGGUGUGUAAAAAUCCAGAGGCUUAUGCCGAAACCAUGGAGUUAUUGAAUGAUAUUUAUGGACAUGUUAAAAGUAAGUAUGAGGUACAACCUGAGGAUGGUAAGAAGAUUGAAGGACACGGUGAUCGUUAUCUGCAAAAUCCACUCACCGCUAAAACCAAGGGGCGUGUCGCAAAUGUUGCAGGCAGGGCUGGUAACAAAAGGAAACAGACUCAAUGUGGUUUUUGUGGGAUUACUGGUCAUAACAAGCAAACUUGUGGUGCAUUUAAAAAACAGAAAACCUUUGUCGACAAGAGCAAGACAACGGAUGAUGAUGUGAUAUUAGUUUAG
Molecule: messenger RNA, 2256 nt
Organism: Trifolium pratense (red clover)
Lineage: Eukaryota; Viridiplantae; Streptophyta; Magnoliopsida; Fabales; Fabaceae
Product: protein FAR1-RELATED SEQUENCE 5-like
Exons: 3
Coding region: 1-2256 (751 amino acids)
Molecular function (GO): zinc ion binding
Source: RefSeq, a predicted model, not a curated record